UCCGUCCGGGAACGGCUCCAUCCGGGUCCCGGCCACUGCUGCGGGCGCCUCGUCGCCAUUACGGGGCAGCGGCGGCCGAGCCGGGGCCGGGGCGGCGCCGAGGAGCCGGUGGGUGCCUGGGUGGCGCCGACCACUCGGGCGGCAGGCAGCGCCAGGCCCCGCGGGGCUCCCUGAGCGGUUCCCUCCCUCCCUCGCCCGGAGCCCCGCAGGCCCGGCCCGGCCUCUCGCGGCCCUCCCCGGUUCGAGCAGAGCAGCGAGAAGAUGUCGCCAUGAAGGAGGCCGAGUCCGCCCUGCGCCGCCCCCGCCGGUCGCCCCCGCGGGCCAUGAGCCUGGGCCCCCGCCGGCCCCGCCAGCGCCCGUCGUGCCCCCCCGCCCAGGGCCGCCCCUCGCCCGCCGGGGCGCCCGUUGAUGCUGCAGAGCCCGCCCGGCGCCACCCCCUCCUCAGCCUCCGCCAUGGACAAGAGCAGCCCCUGCGGCUCCGGUACGCCCGGCUCCUCGGCCGGCAGCAAAGGGCAGCAGCCGCGAUCCGCCUCGGCCGGGCCCGCCGCGGGGGAGUCUAAGCCCAAAGGCGAUGGAAAGAAUGCGAGUGGACCCAAACAGCGUUAUAAUCGUAAAAGAGAAACUUCAUAUUCAAGAAAUGAGAACUUUUCCAGUCAGUCCCGUCGCUCCAAUUCACAGAAAAGCAAAGCUUUUAACAAGAUGCCCCCUCAAAGGGGAGGUAGUGGCGGAAGUGGCAAACUUUUUAGCUCUUGUAAUGGUGGAAGACGAGAUGAGGUAGCAGAGGCUCAGCGGGCAGAGUUCAGCCCUGCCCAGUUCUCUGGUCCCAAGAAGAUUAAUCUGAACCACUUACUGAACUUCACUUUUGAACCCCGUGGCCAAGCAGGCCAUUUUGAUGGGAGUGGACAUGGCAACUGGGGGAAAAGGAACAAGUGGGGACAUAAGCCUUUCAACAAGGAGCUCUUCCUACAGGCCAACUGCCAGUUUGUUGUCUCUGAAGAACAGGACUACACAGUCCACUUUGCUGAUCCAGAUACCUUGGUCAACUGGGACUUUGUGGAGCAAGUGCGAAUUUGUAGCCAUGAAGUGCCCUCUUGCCCAAUAUGUCUGUACCCACCAACCGCAGCAAAGAUCACCCGCUGUGGGCAUAUCUUUUGUUGGGCAUGUAUCCUUCACUAUCUCUCCUUGAGUGAAAAGACCUGGCGUAAAUGUCCUAUUUGUUAUGGCUCUGUUCACAAGAAGGAUCUCAAGAGUGUUGUUGCUAUGGAAACACGUCAAUAUGCAAUUGGCGAUAUCAUUACAAUGCAACUUAUGAGAAGAGAGAAAGGUGUUUUGAUAGCACUGCCCAAAUCUCAGUGGAUGAAUGUGGUGCAGCCUGUUUACAUCGGAGAUGACCAACACAGUCAGUAUUCAAAGCUGCUUCUAGCAUCCAGGGAGCAGGUCUUGCAGCAGGUGAUUCUGGAGGAGAAAGCAGCAUUACUAAAACAGUAUGAGGAAGAAAAACACACCCCAGAGGCUUGCUUUAUUGAGGCAGCUAUCCAGGAACUGAAGGAGCGAGAAACAGCACUCUCUGCUGACCGGGAUAAAAACAAUGGCAUUGCUGGAAUCACUGCAGCUGUGGAAGAAUUGGUCCUAGAAGGCUCCAAGGCUAUGGAGUCUGCAGUUUCCCAAGAAAAAAAGUGUGGUGUGGAAUAUCUCUCUGCAUUUGAUGAGGAGCUUGUGGAGCCUUGCUCUGAUCUGGCAGGUUCCUUUUCACCUCCUGUGGAAGCAGAAGAGGCAGUGCUGGAUGAAGAGGAAGUACCUGAGGUGGAUGCUAUAGGGGAAUCUGAUAUGAACACUAUAGAAGAACCAAAUCCAGCUGAAACAAGCUGCCAAGAAUCGAAAGAUACAAUUAGCUGUGGACAUCUCAGCAACUCUCCUUUUUACUAUUUCUAUCAAGCGGAGGAUGGACAGUGCAUGUAUCUUCACCCUGUGAAUGUUCGAUGUCUUGUUCGUGAAUAUGGCAGCUUGGAGAAGAGUCCAGAGAAGAUAACUGCAGCUGUAGUGGAGAUAACUGGCUAUUCGAUGACAGAGGAUAUAAGACAGCGUCAUCGCUACCUCUGUCACUUGCCCCUCACCUGUGAGUUCAGCAUUUGUGAGCUGGCUCUGAAGCCACCUGUCAUCUCUAAGGAGACUUUAGAGUUGUUUUCAGAUGACCUUGAAAAGAGGAAACGUCUACGGCAGAAGAAGGCUCGUGAUGAACGACGACGUGAACGCAGAAUUGAGAUAGAAGAAAACAAGAAACAGGGCAAAUAUCCAGAGGUCCAUAUUGCUUUAGAGAAUCUGCAGCAGUUCCCUGCUUUUACCUCUUGCCCUGGAGAAACUACCAGCAUUGAUCAUCAGAGCUUCUGUCUGUCUCCUCUUGGCAGGAGCCCUGUGUUUCAGACAGAGUCUAUUCCAACUCCACUGUCACCUGCUGCCAGCCAGGUCAGCCCAUUGCUCUGUGGGAGUUUAGAAGAAGAGUCUCCCUUCCCUUCCUUUGCCCAGAUGUUAAGAGUUGGAAAGGCAAAACCAGAAACAUGGCCCAAACCUGCUCCAAAGACAAGAGAUGAGAAUACCCUGGCACCCCCUGUGCCAGCAGAUAGCGAUGGAGAAAGUGACAGCUCUGACCGCAUACCUGUGCCCAGCUUCCAGAAUUCCUUCAGCCAAGCUAUUGAGGCGGCCCUCCUGAAACUGGACAAACCGUCCACAGCUGAUCACUUAUCAGAGGAAAAGGGAGGCAAGAAAAGAAAGAAACAGAAGCAGAAGCUAUUGUUCAGCACCUCUGUUGUUCACACAAAGUGAUUCUGCUAUUCAAGAGAAGUUUCCCCUCCUGGUUUUCUUUUCAUUUUGCUUUGUUUUGCUGCUAUAGUUUAAGUAUUUAAAUUUGAACAGACUAAACUGGCAUUUCCAGGGCUUCUAGGGAGUUCAGGAGGAAACCAUGACCAUAUAUGUUGAAGUAACAUCUUUUGAUGGCAACUGCUUAAUCAAUUAUACUGAAACAAAGUUUUGAAAGAAACAACCCAUAGACAAAUCAGCCAAGGCUUCUAGUUUGUGCCAAGUUGAUUCUUUUGGCCUAAUAAACAGUAUGAAAGUCUUUACAGCUGUGUGGCACUGCCAGAAUACUGAAAUAUUAUCUAAGUGAAGAGGCAGAGAGCCUUUAUUUUCCUGGAAGUAUUCAUGGGCAGAAGUCCAUCUGACUGGGACAGUAGUGCUGUUUCAGUAAAGCUGUGAAACUGCUCUCUUGAGAAACUGGUUUCCACUGCACUGGAAAUGGGCAAAAGAGCUUCCUGGCUUUAGCUUUAGCUGCUGUGUCUGUUCUCUUUCUAAAGAGCAAGAAUUCCUCCUGUUCUCCUGGCUUGGAAAGAUUUAAAUCUGAGGUGAGUGUAAAGCAGAACUUGGCUACUUGGUUUUGAAGUGACUCUUGAUGAAUUUGUGUAUUUCAAAAUGCGUACUGGCACUAGUGGUAGAAGGAACCUCCUGGCUUUCUCAGUUGUUCAACUCUGUUUUGUGUGGGUGGGUGAGGCUGCUCAUUUUUUUUUUUUUUUUUGCCAAUCACGGGCUACACAUUCUUUGUAACCUGGUCAUUUAGAAUAAACACUCCACCCUAGGGCUCUUGGUAACUACCUGAACGACGUUUUGAUACUGGCUGCUCUUGAAUGGGAAGAACAACUGAUAGCUGGAGUCUGUCAAUAACUUUUAUCCCACUGCAAGAAACUGGGGUCUCUUGUACCGGGAUAAGGGCCUGAAUCUGCUUGGUUCUGGGAAAUAAGUUGAUCUGCCCUAAGCACCUCGGGCUAUAAACAUGCCUCUUCUGGAUCCCUCCCUGCUCUUUUUUGAGUGGUCACAUUCUGCACUGCUUGUGGUUUGAGUUUUUGGUUUGAGUUAAGUGGUGUGGAUUUUGUUGAAUAAAAUAGGUGUUAUGUACCAGUCAAGGCCAACAGUUGCAAUAAAUCAUAUGCACGCACAGAGUACUGCGCACUUCCUGAGCUAAGUGAACUGUCACAUCCAUGUGGAGCACAAUACCACUUAGCUGCAGAGAUUCACCUUGGACCUUCCUGCUGCCAGAUUUCAUGCCAGGGAGCUGAUACAGAGUAUCACCUAACUUACAGCACCAGACGGACAGGUGUCUUCUGUUACCUUCAGCCCCACUUGCACCAGUGGUCUGCCUGCAUUUGCACAGGCUUUAAAAAAGCUGAUGUGCUCUCUCCCUCUGACACUGUGACUGAUCCCAGCAAGGAAGCGAUGUUUUGAGACUCCUGAAGUCAGGUAUUGUAACACCACUGGUAAAGUCAUUGCUUGUGUCCAUAUUUUAAAAAGUUUGUCAAUUCAUUGAUGCUUGAUUUCAAAGCAGUAGGCCCCAUAUUAUUCAAGUACUUCCUGAGGCACUUAAGCGUGCGUACAGGCAAAGCUAGUACUAAAGAGUAUACUUCACAAAACUGUAUGCAUCUGUAAACUAGCAAGAAGCAGGAGAGGGGGGAUGUAAAGAUUAUUUCAACUGCUACAGGAGGAUAAGAGGAAACACUUGCAAAACAUUCUUCGAAAGCAGCUUGAUGUCAUGCUUGGUCACAAUUAACUACACUCGAUGGAAGGACAGUCCAGCUUGCCAAGGGAGUGCAAAGGAACUAGGACAAGAUGCCCAAAAGUGGUAACACAUCUUGCUGUUAAUGCUUUACAUGCACACUGGAAAAUUUUGGUGAGGGUAGAGAAAGCAACUAAGUUAAAGACGCGAGUAAGCAGUUAACUGUGUACACAGUAUUAUUGUUUCCUAUUUGUAACAGUCAUUUUAAGCCAUGGAAUGGGAGUAACUACUUAAUGCCUAACCAGCAUCUGUUGUGUUCUACUAUCUCUAUGCAUUUAUAGUCACACUUUUACUUUCCACUGGGAAGAGAGACAGAAUAGCUGGAGUGGGUGUAACUCACCUCCACGUUUCACAGGCACUAGAACAAGUAAGGGAAGCGAUGUGGGCAAGGAAGGCUGUCCCUUCUGCAGGGGCAGGCUCCACGGGAGAGCAUCUCUAAGUUGUAUCUUGUUUUUCUGUGGAUUCAAGAGGUAAUACCAGCAAUGCUACUUUCCUCUAACUGAUUGGUGUAAGCUUAAUAAAUAUCUAAGCAGUACUUGUACCUAUGAGUUUUAUAAUGGGUCGGACGGAGCGGAGCCUUACAGCUCUACCUUGCAUUCCCUGUAAUCUCUGCUCCUGUGUACACAACUGGUACUUCUGUGACUUGGAACAACGGAUAACCCUAUGGAUAACAGGCACGCUUGAAGAUAAGGUAAAAACCAGUAAGAUCUUAAUGCUUUUUCUGUACUGAAAAAGAAUAAACUACAUUCCUUGUCCUUGCCAACUGCCUGAAGCCCACUUCUACCUCAGCACGAAGCUCACACUGAGCUGCUGCACUCCUUAGGAGUGUGGGUGGUUUUGACUCCUGGAGUAAAACAGGCAAGUAACCUACUUAAGUAAAACCGUGUAUUUUUUCUAAAAAAAAAAAAAUAAAUUUAUUUAAGAACACUUGGAACAGGGGAAUGAAGUCUAAAUAUGAACAGAUGCUUUUUCUGUCCCCUGCUUUGCUUAACACUGAAGAGAACUGGUACCAUCUUGAUUACACAAGUAUGGGACAGAGGUGAACAGUAACUAGUAACAUUCAGUCUGUCUCUGUGCCAUCAUCAUCUUCCUCAUCUCCGCUGUAAGACUGCUCUUCUGUAAUGGAACAGCUCAGCAGUGACUUCUGUAUACACAGUCUUUCCUCUGCAAUAAAGAGAGCAACAGAGGGUCAUUACUUGAUCUCUUCACAUGCGCUGGAAUAUCCUCAACGAAAGAAAGGAACAUUUCUUGGUUCAAGAAUUCAGAAAUAGCCCAGCAUAUCCUACAACACCCCCAGGAACUGAGGCUGCAUUUUAGGAAAGCAGCUGGAGGAACUCACCUUCAUUUGUACAGUUUUGCAACAACAUCAGCAGCUGUCUUCUAUUAUACUGAAUUAGAAAUUUUUGGCAUGUUCUUAUGGUACCUGUAGGAGUCACAAGAACAAUGUGUAACAAUCUGCAAAACCAAGUGUUUCAGAGCUGCCAGUACAUCUGAAGAUCACUGUAUCAAGUGACAAAUGCCCCAGGCAACAACUUGAUUAAUGCAAGCACUAAGAAGUGGCUGAGGUUAAGUGGUGGAAUAAUAAUUUCUAACAUGUGCCUAUUCUGUGCCCACAGCGUUUAAUUUGCAGGACAGGGAUGACACUAUAUUUUGAAAAUAUGGUAUUAUAAAAAAAUUGUAAUAUAGUAUUUGCUGCUCUG
Messenger RNA from Phalacrocorax carbo (great cormorant), 6297 nucleotides. The record is from RefSeq and is a predicted model, not a curated record. Lineage: Eukaryota; Metazoa; Chordata; Aves; Suliformes; Phalacrocoracidae.